AUGGCCGUUGGUCAGCAAGAUUUGGGAGGAGUCAUGGUAGUAAAGGCAAAGGGAAAGUGGUUAGGUGUUGAGGAGGGAAGAAGUAAGGAUAGGCCCGUUGAUGAAGUCAUGAGUACAGAGCCGACGUCAGCAUUUCGAUCUCCUGUCAUCACCUCGUCCACAUCCUCUAGAGUAACUCAUCCCAUUAUUGUACAUCCUCAACCCAUCAAACCUUAUUCACAUACAACAGCUACCGACCCGUUCACCUUGUAUAGUUACUACUUAACACAGAUGGGUCAUGGCUUUGAUCUGAAUCAAUUAGCACAGAUCACUCGACCACCCAUUCUUUCCAACUCACAUUCGCUGUCACCAAGUACAGCUUUAAUCAGUAAUUCGAUUACUCCCAAUGCUGCAACAAAUCGGAUCGGUUGGGAUCCAGAAACGAGUAAAACGAUCCGGAAAGAACAAUGCAGCCCUGAUUCACCUCAAAGUGUGGAAACGUCAUGUUCAAGAACAUCGCAAUCUAGCACGUCACAAAAGGAUCGUAUAACAACAACAACAACAACUGGAUCUGAUCGAAGUUCUGACAAAUUCUCCUGGCUAAGUCAUUACAGCGUUGAACCAAAUACCGCUGUCGUCAGCUCCAAUAUGAGCAGUCCAUCGCUAACAUCAGCUCAGUCAAAUGGCUCUGAUACCACGUACACGUGGAAUGGACGAGCAGAUGGACAUCGUUCAGGAGAGUUUACUGCGGCGCUUAUGACCGACUACUUGGACGAUGAUCCAUUAUUGUGCGCUAUUUGUGCCGACAAAUCAUCUGGACUACAUUACGGCAUUUACACAUGUGAAGGGUGUAAGGGUUUCUUCAAGAGAACAGUACAGAACAAACGUGUCUACACAUGCGUUAGUGGUACCGGUGGCUGUCCAAUGACCAAGGAACAACGGAAUCGAUGCCAAUUUUGCCGAUUUCAAAAAUGUUUACAGCAGGGUAUGGUUCUUGAAGCGGUGCGGGAAGAUCGAAUGCCAGGUGGUCGAAACGGAAGCGCUAUUUACAAUCUUUAUAAAUUAAAAUACAAGAAGACAAGGCGUUUACAAGCGCUAUGUGAAAGUAUCUUACGAGAAAACGCUCCACGUUGCGGUACACCAUUAGGUACCACUUCAAGAGGUACACCUCCAGAACAACGAAAAAUGGGACGUGCACCACUGCAAAGCCCGCCGUUGAGUACAUCAGCACCCGAUGUACCACCCAGCACCGAACCUCUCAAUUUAUCGGCCAAAGAAGGUGUUCACAGAAGUGAAGAAAUAGCCCAAACAACUGGCUGUAGUAGUAGGAUAGCUGUUCAGUUUGCCUUCAGCAGAUCUCCUCUUCCUACUCAUAACAAGAAUCUCAUACAGGUAACUUAA
Messenger RNA from Acanthocheilonema viteae, 1380 nucleotides. The record is from the annotation of a GenBank genome assembly. Lineage: Eukaryota; Metazoa; Nematoda; Chromadorea; Rhabditida; Onchocercidae.